Ilex paraguariensis (yerba mate) is the source of this 1125-nucleotide messenger RNA. The record is from the annotation of a GenBank genome assembly. NCBI's taxonomy places the organism in Eukaryota, Viridiplantae, Streptophyta, Magnoliopsida, Aquifoliales, Aquifoliaceae.
AUGGCAUCGGAGGGUUGGGAGAAAGACGAAGAAAUGGGUUCCCUGUUCGAGGGGAUGGUCCUCUUUAAUCCUUCUGAAUUGGCGGCGGCAGCAGCAGCAGCAGCACCACCACCACCAGAUGAUCAACAGGAACAUGAUCAUCGGAAUCGAUCCAUUAUCCCUCCUCCAGCAGCACCUCCAGCCAAUGAUUCUGCGCCGCCAUUGUUGAGAGGCCUUCAACCCCAAUCUGAUCCCUCUUCAUGUCCAUCUACUUCUGCCACCGCUACCGCCACCGCUACUGUUUCUAUUGCUACAAAGACAUCAACAGCAUCAACCAUCACCACCGCAAGCAGAGAAGUUCGGCAAUUUGCCACUAGAAAGAAAAAGAGAGCUGGUUUAAGGAUCGGAUACGGUAGAGAUGAUGCCCUAAUUCCCGGCGUCCACUCUCAUUACGAGGAACCGGAACUUCAUCCAUCAUCACCUCCACCCUCCCCUGGUGACCAAAUUACUAUUAAAUCGGGUGGAGCUCUCAGUCUCGACCGUCAAGGAAAAGCACGUGAAAUAGAAGAAGAUGAGAAUGAUUUCUCGGAUAAGACAUCAGAAAGCAUUGAUUCUUCUCAUACUAGUGCAGAUGAAGGUUUUACCCGAAUUGGCGGUUCAGUCUCGGAUGCAGAAGCUGCGUCUUCGUCCAGGGAUUUUCGUGAAGAAGACGAUAAACGGGUAGAAAAUAUCCAUCCCGUAGAGAUUAGAUUUGAUCAAAUCAGGGCCCAGAUUUCUGACAAACUUAAGCAUGCUCGGGAAUUGGUCGCUUCUGUCUCCUCCGCCCGCAAGGUUUCCAUUAGGAGGAGAAGAAAAGCUGCCGAGAAUUUAACUAUGGCAUCUGCUAAGUACAAAGAACUUGAGAAAGAGCUGGAGGAAGCUUGUGAGGCUGAGGAUUUUGAGGCAGCCGAAAGGGUCAGUGAGAGCCUUGCUUCCGCAGAAAAGGAAAAGGAACUCUCGCUGAGUGCACUCAAAGGUGCAGAAGCCGAUUGUGAUGCUGUUGACUCUAAGAUGGAGGAGGUUCUCAAGUCCCAAAUUGCCGUUGAAGAGGAAAGUGCAUCUUUGUUGCAAAGUUUUGCAAUAGUAAGUAGAAAAAUCUCUAAUUGA